Molecule: messenger RNA, 1674 nt
Organism: Cylas formicarius (sweet potato weevil)
Lineage: Eukaryota; Metazoa; Arthropoda; Insecta; Coleoptera; Brentidae
Product: acylcarnitine hydrolase-like
Exons: 8
Coding region: 62-1618 (518 amino acids)
Source: RefSeq, a predicted model, not a curated record
GUCGUUGUUUUGUAUAAAUGGAGAAAAUUUGAAGGAAUAAUUCAGUACCGAGAAAGUCAAGAUGCAGAGCCAACUUCUACUAGGCAUAUUAUUAGUAUCGUUUGUGCAUUCUGAUCUUUUGAUCGAUCUUCCGGACGGCACAAUUCGUGGGGUCGAGACCACAACCGACAACUACACAUACUACUCUUAUCGAGGGAUUCCAUUUGCAAAGCCUCCACUAGGAAAUUUACGGUUCCAUGCUCCAGUGCCAAACGAACCAUGGGACGGAAUUCUAGAUGCUACGGAGUACAAAAGUUGUUGCAUAUCGAUGACUCUUGCUCUAGAUGAGCCCCAGCAAAUUAACAGAGAAGCUACCAGUAAUGUUGUCGGUAUAUGGAGGCUCAUUUUCAACCGGAUGCGCUACCGCCAGUGUGUCGGACCCCUAUCCUCUUGUAGAAGAAGACGUCAUUGUGUUGGUCUGUAUGGUUUCCUCAGUACAAAUGACAGCGUGAUUUUGGGUAACGCUGGACUUAAGGACCAACUCUUGGCCAUGAAUUGGACCCAGAAAAACAUUGAAUUUUUUGGUGGCGAUCCAGACAAAGUGACGAUAUUUGGUGCAAGCGCAGGUGGUAUGUCCGUGGGAGCACAUAUCGCUAACAAAAAAUCGGCAGGAUUAUAUAGAGCUGCGAUUUGCCAAAGCGGUUGUUCGCUAUCCAGUUUGGCUUCCACAUCUCAACCUGAUCCGAAGCAAGUUGCGUACGACAUUGCCAGAUCUUUAAAUUCGUCUAUUUCCCAGGAUAGCGAAGAAAUCAGAGAUUUCCUGCAGAGUCAAUCGGCAAGUGUUUUGACUAAUGCUUACAAUGCAAAUCCGAAAACGGGACCAGUUCUAGAAGUUGAAGACGAGAAUGCGUAUGUAACGGAUCUUCAAUUCGGGUUGAUCGAAUCGGGCAACUUUAACCAAGUACCUCUCAUGAUAGGAACAACUGCCGGUGAAACACUCACAUUCGGUGCACUUGUGUGGCCCGAACUUAUAGCAGCUGCACUUAUUUUUGAUUUAAACCAGGGGUUGUUGAUACCCUAUAGCCUCAGGCUUUUGUCCGGUACCGAUUUGAGAGAAGUUGCAGGUUUGAUCAAACAAACCUACACCAAUAAUCAACCAUUUCAUUUAAAUUUGGCGUCAUUUGUUGAGUUUACUAGUGACAAUUAUUUUGUAAGACCGGCGCUCAAACAAGCGGAACUUCAAUCCAAUUACACUCCGGUAUAUUUUUACCAGUUUUCGUAUUCCGGGCCAGUAGGUCACUUCCAUGUAACAGUUGAUGGCGCUGGGAAAACGGGACACGGAGAAGAUAUAAUUUAUCUCGUUGACUUCCCCUUGUUUCAAUUAACCACAGAGGAGGAGUUUCUUACUAGAAGGAGAAUGGCCAGACUAUGGACCAACUUUGCAAAGACAUUGAAUCCGACUCCCGAUGAGACGGAUCCGCUCCUGAAUGUAACAUGGCCUCAAGUUUCGGGCUCAAAUAUUCCUUACCUGGAUAUAGAUAGCACUCUCGAGGUGAAGCCCGGUAAAAAGGCUAAAGAAAUGGCAAUGUGGAAUGAAGUUUUCUAUAAAUAUGGUCAGCAACCAUUCGCAGGCUUCUGAUUUUGAAACAGCAUAUAACAUAUAUAUUAUAUAUUAUCCUGAAAAAUAAGUUUAAU